AACAACCGCAACAACAACCACAACAACAACAACAAUAACAACAACAACAUUAACAACAACAACAACCGCAACAACAACCACAACAACAACAACAAUAACAACAACAACAUUAACAACAACAACAACCGCAACAACAACCACAACAACAACAACAAUAACAACAACAACAUUAACAACAACAACAACCGCAACAACAACCACAACAACAACAACAAUAACAACAACAACAUUAACAACAACAACAACCGCAACAACAACCACAACAACAACAACAAUAACAACAACAACAUUAACAACAACAACAACCGCAACAACAACCACAACAACAACAACAAUAACAACAACAACAUUAACAACAACAACAACCGCAACAACAACCACAACAACAACAACAAUAACAACAACAACAUUAACAACAACAACAACCGCAACAACAACCACAACAACAACAACAAUAACAACAACAACAUUAACAACAACAACAACCGCAACAACAACCACAACAACAACAACAAUAACAACAACAACAUUAACAACAACAACAACCGCAACAACAACCACAACAACAACAACAAUAACAACAACAACAUUAACAACAACAACAACCGCAACAACAACCACAACAACAACAACAAUAACAACAACAACAUUAACAACAACAACAACCGCAACAACAACCACAACAACAACAACAAUAACAACAACAACAUUAACAACAACAACAACCGCAACAACAACCACAACAACAACAACAAUAACAACAACAACAUUAACAACAACAACAACCGCAACAACAACCACAACAACAACAACAAUAACAACAACAACAUUAACAACAACAACAACCGCAACAACAACCACAACAACAACAACAAUAACAACAACAACAUUAACAACAACAACAACCGCAACAACAACCACAACAACAACAACAAUAACAACAACAACAACAAAACUUGCAGCAACAACAACAACAAAUACAAC
Molecule: messenger RNA, 984 nt
Organism: Solanum pennellii
Lineage: Eukaryota; Viridiplantae; Streptophyta; Magnoliopsida; Solanales; Solanaceae
Product: GATA zinc finger domain-containing protein 14-like
Exons: 1
Source: RefSeq, a predicted model, not a curated record